Messenger RNA from Gopherus evgoodei (Goodes thornscrub tortoise), 1545 nucleotides. Its product is annotated as hepatocyte nuclear factor 4-beta-like. The record is from RefSeq and is a predicted model, not a curated record. Gene Ontology annotation, molecular function: RNA polymerase II cis-regulatory region sequence-specific DNA binding; nuclear receptor activity; zinc ion binding. The transcript is spliced from 11 exons. NCBI's taxonomy places the organism in Eukaryota, Metazoa, Chordata, Testudines, Testudinidae. The coding region runs from base 19 to 1368 and encodes 449 amino acids. Gene Ontology annotation, biological process: anatomical structure development; positive regulation of transcription by RNA polymerase II; cell differentiation.
AAGCUUUGUCAAGCCAUAAUGGAUAUGGAUAUGCCAGAUUAUGUCGAAUCCCUGGACUCCUCUUACACCAUGCUGGAGUUUGAAAACCUGCGGGUGCUGCCAACAAGCACGGAUUGGUCUGUUCCAUCGACAAAUGCCAGCCUGCUUGCCAAUGGCAUCAGCUCCUUGUGCUCCAUCUGCGGGGAUCGUGCCACUGGGAAACAUUAUGGGGCUUCCAGCUGCGAUGGCUGCAAAGGGUUCUUCAGAAGAAGUGUCCGCAAGAAUCAUGUCUAUUCGUGCAGGUUCAGCAGACAGUGUGUGAUAGACAAAGACAAGAGAAACCAGUGCAGGUACUGCCGGCUGAAGAAGUGUUUCAGAGCCGGGAUGAAGAAAGAAGCUGUACAGAAUGAACGGGACAGGAUUAGCAUUCGCAGGAGUAGCUAUGAGGACAAUGGAUCCCUGUCAAUCACUGUACUGACCCAGGCUGAGGCUAUGGCACAGCAGUACUCAGCUCUGAGUCCAGUGCACAGUGCUGAUAUUGCCAUGAAGAAGGUUGCCACCAUCAAUGAUGUGUGUGAGUCCAUGAAACAGCAGCUUUUAGCCCUUGUGGAGUGGGCAAAGUAUAUCCCAGCAUUCUGUGAACUUCCACUGGAUGACCAGGUUGUCUUGCUAAGAGCCCACGCAGGAGAGCAUCUACUCCUGGGAGUUGCUAAACGGUCAAUACCAUAUACAGAUUUUCUAUUAUUAGGAAAUGAUUUCAUCAUUCCAAUGCACUGCCCAGAACUGGAAAUUGCUCGCGUAGCCAUUCGAAUCCUGGAUGAGUUGGUAAAGCCCUUACGUGACAUCCAGGUUGAUGACAAUGAGUAUGCAUGCCUCAAAGCGAUCAUAUUCUUUGACCCAGAUUGUAAAGGCCUGAGCGAGCCUGGGAAGGUGAAGAACAUGCGAUUCCAGGUGCAGGUCAACCUGGAGGAUUAUAUCAACGACCGGCAGUACGACUCUCGAGGGCGGUUCAGCGACAUUCUCCUCCUCCUACCGCCACUCCAGAGCAUCACCUGGCAAAUGAUAGAGCAGGUCCAAUUCAUGAAACUCUUUGGCGUGGCGAGGAUUGACAGCUUGCUGCAAGAAAUGCUUCUGGGAGGAACCACUCUUGAUGUACAGUACCAGUCAGGACCUUCCAACCUCAACCUAGAAUCUCUGCCAGGACACGCAGCUUUGCCAAGCAUGAGUUCUGUGAUUCACACAGCUCCAGACCCAUCUCCAGAAACAUCCCUUCCUUCUCCGUCUACCAGCACAGGAAGCGAAGACUACAAACUAGGCCCAGCCCCAGGGCCAGAGGCCGUUGUGAAAAUACUGCCUCAGACCAUCGUACCCAAGCAAGAGAUUUUAUAAGGGACAGGCAAAAGAAGCCUACAGCAAUUCCCAAUGUCCCUAUGUAAAGUUAAACCAUCCCUGCUUUCUGCCAUGGCAAUGCCCAGCAAUUGCCUGCUUAUAAUGAGAUCUGAUGAUGACACCCUUUCCUGUCAGUGAUUAAAAUGGCACUGUCAUUAGACUGUGGCUCAACAAUGU